CCUCAGCCCCAUUUCCGUCAUUUGAGUUCAGCACCUUCCUCUCCCCACACUCCCUCUCUCUCUCUCCUUCACAGCUCUCCACCAUCACCAUUCACUUCACACAAACUCUCCCACUAUCUCUCUCUCUCUUCUUCUUCUUCUUCUCUGCUAACACUGCACUAUACUACUGCGACCUGUAAUGGGUUCUCGAAUCCCAUCUCACCAGCUCAGCAACGGGCUGGUGGUGUCGGGUCCACCCGAGCAGUUCAAGGAGCGGCCGACAAUGGGCUCACGCGCCAUGCCUUACACCGGCGGUGACGUCAAGAAAUCCGGGGAGCUCGGGAAAAUGUUCGACAUCCAAAUCGGGGACCACCCACCUCCGUUGAAGCCCUCCCGUCAUUCCUCUUCCUCGCAGCACAACAGCGGAUCGGUCCGAUCAGGACCCAAUUCGGGUCAGAUAUCCAAGAAAUCGUCCGGGCCCAUGACGCCGCAGCUUCAGCCUACUGGGCUCAUCACCUCCGGCCAAUUGGGCUCGGGCCCGCUCCCCAGCGGGCCCAGGAGGUCGUCGGGACAGCUGGAGCAGACGGCGUCCAUGAACAACAAGAAGGUGGUGUACGGGUCGGCGGUGACGGCGCUGAGCGAUGACGUCAAGGUGAAUUUUCGGGUUUCGAAGGCGGUGGUGUGGGUGUUCAUGGUGGUGGUGGCGAUGGGUUUGCUGGUGGGAGGGUUUCUGAUGGUGGCGGUGAAGAAGUGGGUGAUAUUGGUGGCGGUGGCGCUGGUUUUGGUGCCGGUGGGGGUGGUGAUUGUCUGGAAUUACGUGUGGGGGAAGCGAGGGUUGCUAGGUUUUGUGAGGAGUUACCCUGAUGCUGAGCUCAGAGGAGCCAUAGAUGGGCAGUUCGUCAAGGUUACUGGGGUUGUUACCUGUGGCAGCAUUCCUUUGGAAUCAUCCUACCAAAGGGUACCUAGGUGUGUAUAUGUUUCCACAGAAUUAUGUGAAACUCAAGGAUGCGGUAGCAAGUCCACAAAUAAAAAAUCUAAUCAUUCAGAGAAAUAUGUGGCUGAUUUCUACAUAUCGGACUUCCAAUCUGGGCUAAGAGCAUUAGUGAAGGCGGGAUAUGGGGCCAAGGUUGCGCCAUUUGUUAAACCAGCCACUAUCGUGGAUGUGACUAAAGAAAACAGAGACCUAUCUCCUAGUUUUUUACGCUGGCUCGCUGAGCGCAACCUCUCUAGUGAUGACCGUAUAAUGCGCCUUAAAGAAGGGUAUAUUAAAGAAGGAAGUACUGUAAGUGUGAUGGGGGUUGUCCGACGCCAUGACAAUGUUGUCAUGAUUGUUCCUCCAGUGCAGCCUGUCUCGACAGGCUUUCAAUGGUUACGCUGCCUUCUCCCAACGUAUGUUGAAGGUCUCGUUCUGACAUGUGAUGAUACUCAGGAUGCUGAUGUGGUUCCUGUGUAGAUACAGUUCCAUCAUAGUUUUGUUUGGAAGUGGAUUUUGCAAGUAAAAUUUGAAGGGUGUACUGUGGGAAAAGCACGUACCACCACAAGCGCUGAGGUACAUAUGUAAUUUUCGCCUAAAGUUGCAGGGCAGAAAGACUGAGGAUCACGUACUAAUCAAGGUUAGCACACUCACGACACUCGGGGAUCAGUAUGCUGUAAAUUGUGAAGCUGGUAAUGCUAUGCUUAAUGGCGAAGUGAUCUAUAUCUACUACUACCCUCAAAAGAAGUUCCCACGCCCUAGAUGAUGUAAUGUACAUAAGUCAUACUCUUAGCGUGCCCAAAGGGGUUCGGAAACAGUUUGUUUCUUCUGAUGCUCAAAUUUAGCACAAAAAGUAGAGUGAAGUUUCUGUGGUUUUCUUUUUCAUUUUAAGUAUCUGGAAUCUUAUUGGGUAAUCUGUAUUGUUUGUAGCCAUGUGAUUAAUGUUAAUAUUAUUGUAAGCAAUAAGCAUGGCAUGUAUCCUACUGCUUCCUGUCUAA
Molecule: messenger RNA, 1950 nt
Organism: Rosa rugosa (rugosa rose)
Lineage: Eukaryota; Viridiplantae; Streptophyta; Magnoliopsida; Rosales; Rosaceae
Exons: 4
Coding region: 179-1432 (417 amino acids)
Source: RefSeq, a predicted model, not a curated record